Umbelopsis ramanniana AG is the source of this 1717-nucleotide messenger RNA. RefSeq lists its product as uncharacterized. NCBI's taxonomy places the organism in Eukaryota, Fungi, Mucoromycota, Umbelopsidomycetes, Umbelopsidales, Umbelopsidaceae. The record is from RefSeq and is a predicted model, not a curated record. The transcript has a single exon. The coding region runs from base 348 to 1583 and encodes 411 amino acids.
UGAGCCAAUCGUCUCAGCCUACUGACGAGCAGUCGGCCCCACCACCAUAUAGUGCUGUUGACCAUAUGGCAUCUCCUUCCGCCCCUCCAGCACAAUACAUAUCACCGUACCCUUCUAAUACCGGCGACGUUAUUCGCCCUUCAGAGUACGAGAAUUAUGGCUCAAUACCUUCCAACCUUGUAGACCCGGCGAACAGCUUUUCACGCACGGCAGUUCCACCUCCGCGUAAUCCUCGUAAGAUAAGAAUUUCAUUGAAAGCGCCGAUUUUAGCUGGGGAUAAUCUUUUCUAACCCGGCUAUCUAGACAUACCGUAUGAUUUUGUCGAUCGACCUAUCAAUCAACCUGAUAUGCCACUUCCUCCUCCCGUUCCAUAUACGCCAGACCGAUUACGCGUUCGAAGACAGAAGAGAGGAUGCUGCGCAACCUAUUGCACGUGGUCUUGCUUUGUGUUCCUACUGUUCUUGGUUGUGCUCAAGCUCAGCGUAACUUUUGCUCCAAAAUGUACCUAUCGCUCUACAUAUACAUCCGAAAAAGUUAGUUUGAAAGGUGUAGAGGAUUUGAGCAUCGAUGUCUCUGGUAUUCCAUCGUUUGGCUCCUGGAUCACUUUUAAAACCAGCAAUCAGCCUUAUUUCCAGACAACUAUUCUUUCACCAAGUGAUGAUGCUAACGUCAGGUGGACAGUCAAAGAUGGAAAAGCCCAACUCAAUAUCAAAGUUGACGAUAUCGUAUUUACAUCCUGCGUUGCUGUACAGGUUACAGUCAGCCUUCCCAACAAUUUGCAAUCUCUCAAGAUCAAUGCUAUCGACACUACUGUCAAUUUCCCUGACGGCCCGGCCUAUGUGAAGGACAUUGAUGUCAGGGUAAAGAAUACCCGCCUUGUCAGCAAAGGAAAUUUGAGCGCCAAUCGAUGGUAUAUGAGAACAACCAACGCUAGAAUUGAAGGCACUUUUUCUGCUGAUACAAUUGACCUUGGCACUAGCAAUGCUGAAAUCAACGCCAUUAUUCAAAAUGCCACCUAUGUCACACUUGCCAGCAGCAAUGGUCGUAUCAGUGGCAGCAUCGACAGUCGUGAUACAGCUAGUUUAACGACUACAAAUGGAGGAAUUAACCUCGGGAUGAUCACCGCAAAAUAUAUUUCACUCAUUACAUCGAACUCAAAGAUUGAGGUGGCCAAGGCUGAUGUCGGAAAUCAAUUGGAUGCAUCGACUUCCAAUGCAAGGAUAAAUUUAAGCGUGUGGAAAGCCGGCAAGGAUGCCGUUAUAACAUCAAAGACCAGCAAUGCCCCGAACUCAGUCUCCUUGGUAAGUCGAGAUGCAUAUCUUCUGUGCACAGUCCUAUAUAAUCAACCGUACAUUCCGCUAAUACACUGUUUCUUUCGUCAGUCCAAUCUAUAUGAUGCACACUUCUACCUUUUCACUACACACUCGGAAACCAAAGUGAUUGCACGUGAAGGGGAAGUCCAGUAUGACCUGAGUUCGAAGACCGAGAAGGAAGGCGAUAAACUCACUCAGGGAGGCUCGGUGGGCAAGGUGGACGUUUCUUUAAAAACAACAAAUGCUGCCUGCGAACUAUCGUUCCGCUAAUGGGCCUCUGCCAAUGUACAAAGCAUUCUUUUCAAAUUUUUCUAUUUAUCGUGAUACAUUGCUUGUCGUUAAUACCCCCCCCUUCCAUUUAAAACGAUUUCAUUUCGUUGAAAUAACAAAGAUCAAUAUGCAUG